Molecule: messenger RNA, 2677 nt
Organism: Patiria miniata (bat star)
Lineage: Eukaryota; Metazoa; Echinodermata; Asteroidea; Valvatida; Asterinidae
Product: adhesion G-protein coupled receptor G2-like
Exons: 15
Coding region: 1-2466 (821 amino acids)
Biological process (GO): cell surface receptor signaling pathway; G protein-coupled receptor signaling pathway
Cellular component (GO): membrane
Molecular function (GO): G protein-coupled receptor activity
Source: RefSeq, a predicted model, not a curated record
AUGUGCAUGGGUGGAGUACUCUCUCGCACUUGGACCACUGGCUUGACGGUGCGCAGCCACCUCGACGGAGCCUCUGUUGUAGGCAGCCGGGUGAUGUGGAAACCGGGCGUCACGGUCGAGCAGCUUGACGGCGGUGACGCUGGGCUGUGGCAUGCUGCCCAGGCCUUCCUCACCCUAUCCACAACAUCCUCCUCUGUGUUCCUGAUCUUUGCUCCCAAGUACAGGAAGCCAUCCACCAAUUCAAUUGGCUUUCCACCAACACUCACGAUCCCCUCUGGCACCCGAAAUUCACUUGGAUGGAUUGGGCUGAAUGAUAAGAAACAAGAAGGAACAUUUGUCUGGGUCGACGGGACGGAGAAGAAUUACACCAACUGGUCUGGAUCAGAGCCCAAUGAUGCUAACAAUAACGAGGACUGCACUCAAAUGUGGAGAGGUGGAAGGUGGAAUGAUUUGAUCUGCACGAGAGCACUGAAUUAUUGCUGCAAAAGAGCUGGACAAGCUUUGGCAGUUAGGAAUUGCUCAACUUCUAUGCCUCCAGAAUGGAAAGACUAUAAAGCGCGCAGUUGUGGUGACCUCAUCACACUGGACAAUUUGGCAAAGGUCCAAGUUGGUGUUGGUAAUGUGAUUGAGGUUGCAGAAUUUCUUGCUAAUCAAACAACGAAUAUUCCCAGUGACACAGAGAGCUUUGAAGCCAUUUCCACAAUUUUAAUGAACGUUGUUGGCGUUGGAUCGGGAGAGCUAGAGGUGACUGAGUUAGUUGUUGAGACUGUCCAUAACGUCAUCAAGGCAGACCCUACCUCUCUGAAUGCCGUUAACUCCUCAUCAAUCGUCCAGUCCAUCGAGAAUCAGGUUUCCUUGACUCUGAGACAAGAAAGUAGCGUCAGUAUAUGUCAGGACACCAUACACGUCGAGGCGGUAAGUUGGGACACAACGGAGGCCAACGGUGGAUUGGUUUUUGCCUCCAUACAGUCACGUGACCAACAGGAGUCAUCACAAGAGACCACACUCGCUGGUACCCAUGUCAGAGUGUUUCCGAACACCAGCGAGAUUCCUGACGAUGUUGAUGUGGUGGCAUCUAUUCAGUUACCAGAGAAUAUUGUUCAGUUGCUGGAGUCUACUAAUAACAGUGCGACGCAGGUGCAGGCUAGUUUCUUGAUCUAUGGUGAUGACACAUUGUUUCGGUCAGCUCUGCUCAGAGAGUAUAAUGAGAAAAAUCUCUCUGAACGGAGAGUUGCUGCUCCUGUCCUAUCAUUGACUGUGGAGAAUGUUGAAUUGGUGAAUCUUACGGACCUGGUGGUGAUCGAAUUUAAGGUAAAACAACUCGAUUCCCAACAAUACCUCGGAGGAGGUUCUGAGCAACUUCCAGUGUGCUCCUGGGAUUUUGAAUCGGGAGACAGUGGCGGCGAUUGGUCGAAUGCUGGCUGUCAACUCGAAGAGUUGACCAAUGAAACUGCGACUUGCGAAUGUAACCAUGCAACUAAUUUCGCUAUCAUUAUGGAUGUCAGAGGUCAAAGACCUGACGAAGGUAGCCCGGAAGCGAGACUAGCGCUGGACAUCAUCAGUCAAGUUGGCUGCGCCUUAUCUAUUGCUGCUCUGGUGAUCACACUGAUCAUACACCUUUUCAUAAAGAAACUACGCCAGGGCAAGACUCGGCAGAUCCUUCUUCAGUUCUGCUGUUCUUUGUUGGCAUUGUACAUCGUGUUCCUCGCUGGUGUGGAUAAUGCAAAGGGCAAUGUGUGUGUGUUUGUGGCUGCUUUACUCCACUACUUGCCUCUUUCGACUAUGAUGUGGAUGGCCGUUGAAGCCAGGAACAUAUACGUCGGUACGGUGAAGGUGUUUCCAGAAGACUCGCCUCGAUACAUGCUCAAGGCUUGCCUCGUCGCCUGGGGAUUUCCUGCUAUAGUUCUAGCAGUAACCUUGGCAACGGCUCUGAAUCAGUACAAGAAUGAUCACUAUUGUUUCCUUGAGCCUGGUCUUGUGCUGUACCUCGGCCUUCUUGCUCCCAUUGCUCUCAUCCUCAUCCACAACAUCAUCACCUUCAUCUUGGUCAUGCGCAGUAUCCUGAAGGUCCAGGAGGCAUCCCGCUCCCAGCAGAUCUCUAAACGCCUCCAGAAUGCCGUGGCAAUCUCCACCCUCUUGGGCUUGACCUGGUGUUUUGGGUUCCUGGCGAUCAGUGAUGCGACAUUCGUCUUUCAGCUCAUCUUCUGCAUUGCCAACUCCUUGCAGGGCGUUGUUGUGUUUGUCAUGUUCUGUCUUCGCCGCGACGAGGCUCGGGCAGCUCUUGCUCCGUGUAUGAAGCGUGUCUGUUGCUGUUCAUGCCGUGAGCUCACCCAGCGUGCUGCUAAGUCUACCGAGGCGGACGCGAUCUCCUCGUCUGCUCCCACUUCACCAACCGAUCAACAGAUCAUAGAUAAUCCUAUCUACAUCUCAGGAGACGUGGCGUAUGAGACUCGAAUCACCGAUUAAGCUCGCUUGACUUUGUGAGCCUUCGACCCGGGGUAAGGUUGUUAUUAUUGCACUCUCUUCUGUUGAAUCCGUGGGUUGAGGUUCGAAUCUCCGCAGCUAAUCCUUUGCACUGCAUCCCUAAUUGAGGUGCAUGUUUAUGUCCCACAAUGACAGCGUGAAUUAUUGUAACAAAACCACAUACCCACAAUAUGGCUGCUGAGUGUAAGGUGCA